Messenger RNA from Chaetura pelagica (chimney swift), 2571 nucleotides. RefSeq names its product helicase-like transcription factor (gene HLTF). The transcript has 21 exons. Lineage: Eukaryota; Metazoa; Chordata; Aves; Apodiformes; Apodidae. The coding region runs from base 1 to 2571 and encodes 856 amino acids. The record is from RefSeq and is a predicted model, not a curated record. Gene Ontology annotation, molecular function: ATP binding; ATP-dependent chromatin remodeler activity; hydrolase activity, acting on acid anhydrides, in phosphorus-containing anhydrides.
AUGGGUGACCCUUCUGGGUCAGAGGAGGACACAGACUCAGCUGUCCUGUAUGGAACUCUGCGGGGAAGUGUUGUUGGAUUACGAUACUACACGGGGAUUGUUAAUAACAAUGAAAUGGUUGCACUUCAGAGGGAGCCCAAUAAUCCUUAUGAUAAAAAUGCAGUGAAAGUAAAUAAUGUCAGUGGAGAUCAGGUAGGCCAUAUAAAAAAAGAACUAGCAGCAGCAUUGGCAGGCAUCAUGGACAGCAAACUAGCAUUAAUUGAAGGAGUUGUCCCUUAUGGAGCAAAAAAUGCCUUUGCCAUGCCUGUACAGAUGAGCUUUUGGGGAAGAGAAGAAAACAAGGAAGCAGUGCUAGUGCAUCUAAAACAGCAUGGAUUUAAACUGGCUCCUCCUCUGAAAGUAGGUUCAGAAUGUGGUUUUGGAUCCAAGUGGAUUUCUGGGAGAGCUGGUCCAAGUUACAGUGCUCCGGUUCAUGCUGCUGUGCAGUUGACAACUGAACAGCUUAAAAGUGAAUUUGACAAACUGUUUGAGGAUCUGAAGGAAGAUGAUAAAACUUGUGAAAUGGAAGGAGCAGAGGCUGUUGGCACACCCUUGCUUCCCCAUCAGAAGCAGGCUUUAGCUUGGAUGGUUUCACGAGAGAACAGUAAUGAUUUGCCACCAUUUUGGGAAGAGAGAAGUAAUUUCUAUUACAAUGUACUUACCAAUUUUGCAGAAAAGAUGCGACCUCAAAAUGUUCUUGGAGGAAUACUUGCUGAUGAUAUGGGACUGGGUAAAACACUUACUACUAUUGCAUUGAUUCUCACAAAUUUUCAAGAUGGCAAGCCUCUUCCUAUUGAAAAGAUCACAAGUGAUAAGUUUUAUGAGGAGCCCGGAGCUAAAGGCACGAGCAGAGCUGGACACAGACUGUGUCAAGGUACAGCUGGUGUUCAGACAGUUGAGAAGAAAUAUUCUGAUGAUGGCUCCAGAGCAACACUGAUUGUGUGUCCGCUGUCUGUCUUGAGUAACUGGGCUGACCAGUUUGAACAACACAUCCACCAAGAUUUUCGUGUAAAUAUUCAUGUGUAUUAUGGUUCUGACCGCUGCAAAGACCCGUCAGUUCUUUCAGAACAAGACGUCGUACUGACAACAUACAACAUCUUGGCUACUGAUUAUGGAAUCAGAGGUGACAGCCCUCUGCACAAAGUGAAGUGGCUGAGAAUUGUGUUGGAUGAGGGGCACACUAUACGAAAUCCAAAUGCUCAGCAAACUAAAGCUGCCUUAAAUCUGGAGGGACACAGAAGAUGGAUACUUACAGGCACUCCUAUUCAGAACUCUGUAAAGGAUUUGUGGUCUCUUAUUUCCUUUUUAAAACUGAAACCUUUUACUGAUCGAGAGUGGUGGCACAGAACAAUUCAACGUCCAGUCACAAUGGGAGCUCCAGGGGGACUUGGGCGUUUACAAUCUCUGAUUAGGAAUAUUACCCUUAGAAGAACAAAAACGAGUAAAGUUAAAGGAAGACCCAUUUUGGAGUUACCAGAACGUAAAGUACUUAUUCAGCAUGUUAUGCUUACAGAGGAAGAGAGACAAAUGUAUCAGUCUGUGAAGAAGGAGGGCAAAGCUGCCAUUAGCAAAUUUUUCAGUGAAGGGACUGUACUGGCUCACUAUGCUGACAUCCUUGGUGUCCUGCUCAGACUGAGGCAGCUUUGUUGUCAUCCUCAUCUCUGUAUAAAUACAUCAUCUCCUAGUUUUUCAGCUGAUAAUAAAACUCCUGAAGAACUGCAUGAGACAUUAGUGAGUAAGAUGAAGUUGGUUCUGAGCUCUGGUUCAGAUGAAGAAUGUGCAGUCUGCCUGGAAUCACUGACCCUGCCUGUGAUAACACGCUGUGCGCACGUGUUCUGUAAGCCCUGUCUUCUUGAAGUCAUCAGAAGUGAACAGCCAAAUGCCAAAUGUCCUCUCUGUAGGAAUGAGGUUCGGGCAGACCACUUGGUGGAAUGUCCCCUAGAAGAGGAAGUAGACUCCAGUAAUGGGAAGAAGUCUGAUCAGGAGUGGAUAUCCAGUUCAAAGAUCAAUGCUCUCAUGCAUGCUUUGAUAGAGCUACGGAAGGAAAAUCCAGCUGCUAAAUGUCUGGUUGUUUCUCAGUUCACAACUUUCCUGUCACUGAUAGAAAAUCCCUUGAAAGAACUGGGCUUUGCCUUCACUCGUUUGGAUGGGUCAAUGACACAGAAGAAAAGAGUGGAAGCAAUUCAGUGUUUCCAAAGCAGCCAGGCAGGAUCCCCAACUGUAAUGCUUUUGUCUCUGAAAGCAGGUGGAGUUGGAUUAAAUCUGACAGCAGCUUCCCGAGUGUUUUUAAUGGAUCCUGCUUGGAAUCCUGCUGCAGAAGACCAGUGCUUUGACAGGUGUCACAGGCUGGGUCAGAAGCAUAAUGUUGUUAUUACUAAGUUCAUUGUGAAGGAUUCAGUGGAAGAAAACAUGCUGAAAAUUCAGAACAAGAAGAGGAAACUUGCAGCAGGAGCCUUUGCUACCAAAAAGCCUUCAGCAAGUGAAGUAAAACAAACCAAAAUUAAUGAAAUCAAGGCUUUAAUUGAGUUAUAG